This is a messenger RNA of Sinocyclocheilus rhinocerous, 1431 nucleotides long. Its product is annotated as V-type proton ATPase subunit D-like. The transcript is spliced from 9 exons. NCBI's taxonomy places the organism in Eukaryota, Metazoa, Chordata, Actinopteri, Cypriniformes, Cyprinidae. Gene Ontology annotation, molecular function: proton-transporting ATPase activity, rotational mechanism. The record is from RefSeq and is a predicted model, not a curated record. Bases 183 to 929 code for a protein of 248 amino acids.
UCACGUGACCUCCAGUCAGCUGAUCAAAUCUUACGUCUUGUAUCCAGGGGUCAUAGCGAUGGGAUUAUAAUCAUUUAAUCGUGAUAUUAAAUAAACUGUCACUAUAUUUAAACUGUCUAUUUGACGAUUUCAACAGCAAAGCGUCUCAGUAGUUUGAUACAGUGUUUAAAUAAACAAGAAAGAUGUCCGGAAAAGAUCGGAUCGACGUAUUUCCCUCUAGAAUGGCUCAGACCAUUAUGAAAGCUCGACUGAAAGGAGCUCAAACUGGCCGGAAUUUGCUGAAGAAGAAAGCCGAUGCUCUGUCCAUGCGAUUUCGUCAAAUUCUUAGGAAAAUCAUUGAGACUAAGACGCUGAUGGGAGAGGUGAUGAGAGAAGCCGCCUUUUCAUUAGCGGAGGCCAAAUUUGCUGCUGGUGACUUCAGUACUACAGUCAUUCAGAAUGUGAAUAAGGCCCAGGUGAAGGUCAGAGCAAAAAAGGACAACGUUGCAGGAGUUACUCUACCGGUGUUUGAGCAUUAUCAGGAGGGAGGAGACAGUUAUGAGCUCACUGGUUUGGCCAGAGGUGGAGAGCAGCUGUCUCGGCUGAAGAGGAACUACGCCAAAGCAGUCGAGCUUCUUGUAGAGCUGGCCUCACUGCAGACCUCUUUUGUGACGCUGGACGAGGCCAUUAAGAUCACAAACCGCCGUGUGAACGCCAUCGAGCACGUGAUUAUUCCCAGGAUCGAGCGCACGCUCACGUACAUCAUUACUGAGCUGGAUGAACGAGAGCGAGAGGAAUUCUACAGGCUCAAGAAGAUCCAGGAGAAGAAGAAGCAGCACCGUGAGAGGACGGAGAAGGAGAACGCCCAGCGUAAGGCUCAACUGGGCCCGAUCGCCGAGCCCCUGAACAUGCUGAACGAUGAGGCCGACGAGGACAUGCUGUUUGAAUGAGAUCUGUGCUGAACCCACAAACCACAUCAUAUUUAUUCUUUGUGCCUGUAAGGCCGAGCUUCACGGGAAAAGUGGAAGAUCUUGUUUUGUGUGUAUGUUGGUGCCGUGUCACUUCUUUUGUUUAGGAUGAAUAGUACAUCACAGAUGCUGCAAAAAUGUGCAGGUGGAUCAUCUGAAUCCAAAAACCAUUUCAAGUGGAAGUUUUUUUAUUUUUUUAUGUCUGAACAGAAAAGAAAACCUGUAAAAUAGUUCAAAUGAAUUAAAAUGAUCAUCCCAUUGAAUUGUACUUAUAAGCAUGCGUGUUAAACCAGUGCAACCUUCUCCGUUAGCUAGUGUGUGAUAACCGAGAGUAUUCUGUGGUCAAAUAGUUCAAUGUUGACAUAAUCCUUACCGAACAUCAGCCCAGAUUCUUCCUCAUGCCCAGUUGCUGGUUCUCCAUGCAAAUGUGUACUCAAAUCUCACUUCCUGUGAAUUUAAUUUCAAUAAAUGUUGUACAUGGUCA